CUCCGAUCGUGACGAAUCGCGAUCCCUCCGCUGUUGCAGAGUCUAACAGUAAAAAUCGAUUUGCCCAAGACAUUUCUUUGGCUUUAGCUAGAUAUUUUCGUUUGUGAAGUAACAACUUGUCUUGUGCGUCCAUUUUCCUCAGUUUUCCCAGUUUCCUCAUUUCCCGGGACAGUGUCUCCUACCAUUUGAAAAGAAAGUCCGAAAGAAAACCCCAAAAGCUGCUCAUUUUUGGCACUAAUUCGGAUACGACUGCAAAUGCAAUUUUAAAUGAAAGUUUCAGACUUUGAAAGCAAGCAAUGAAUCUCAUAGUUACAUCUGCGUCCGCACUAACGGUGCUGAAUUUUGUGCUGCUGGUGCUGGCGGAUAUCCCCUCAUUGAUUAAUGGCGAAGAGGUCUCUGAUGGCGUGCGCCUGGUGAUGAAGACUCGCUCCGGCGAUACGCUUGUCCGGGCGGCCCGUGGGGCACUGCCGGAGGAGGCAGUCUCUCCCGCAACCAAUGUGGAUGGCCAGCGCAUGAGAAACAACCGUAAAUCGAACAGAUCGCAGGAUAAUUUGCAACAAGCCGGCGGCCACAAGUCCAGGACGGGCCACAAGAAGCAUGCGGUCGCGGAGAAUGCCAGUGCAGUCGCUCAGCACCCGGCGCAGCCGAAGCACAAGCAAGGCCACAAAAAUAGUGACAAGCAGCAGCGGCAGGUAAUAAAGCAACAACAGCAUGGACAUCAGUCCCAUCCAGGGGGCAAACGGCCAGGACCCAAGGCAAAGGCUUCCGAAACUGCGUCCACUUGCCGGUAUGCGAAGAGCGCCUGGUCGAACUGCGAUGCCAAGUCCAACAUGCGCACUCGAAUUCUGUCUCUGAAGAAAGGGGAGCAGAACUGCCUGCCAACACGAACCAUACAGAAGAAGUGCAAGAAAGGAUGUCGAUAUGAGAAGGGCACUUGGACACCGUGCAUCGCUGGACAAAUGACGCGCGAGGAUAAGUUGCAGGCAGAGGGAGUCGGGGCCAGCGAUCAGAACUGCGAUCCAGUGCGUACCGUCAACAAAAAGUGCAAGGGAACUGGCAGCUCGCCUGAAGGAAAGCACCACGGCCCGAACCGAGCCGCAAAGGAGCGCAAACAGAAGGAUAAAGGUACUCCUCGUCGCACUGCACCGCAGGAGUAGAGCAGGCCUGAAGGCGUGAGGUGGAGCAACAAAUUUUAUAGCAUUAUCAUUCAUAUGUGGGUUUUCUAAGAGUAAGAUCGUACAUUUUGUAAACAAUAACAUUCAAAAACAUA
Drosophila pseudoobscura is the source of this 1270-nucleotide messenger RNA. It is a transcript of the gene miple2, whose product is annotated as midkine and pleiotrophin 2. Bases 297 to 1157 code for a protein of 286 amino acids. The transcript is spliced from 6 exons. Gene Ontology annotation, biological process: mesoderm morphogenesis. Gene Ontology annotation, cellular component: extracellular region. Lineage: Eukaryota; Metazoa; Arthropoda; Insecta; Diptera; Drosophilidae. The record is from RefSeq and is a predicted model, not a curated record. Gene Ontology annotation, molecular function: heparin binding; growth factor activity.